This is a messenger RNA of Diospyros lotus (date-plum), 4073 nucleotides long. Its product is annotated as ubiquitin carboxyl-terminal hydrolase 16. Gene Ontology annotation, cellular component: cytosol; nucleus. The transcript is spliced from 11 exons. Gene Ontology annotation, biological process: protein deubiquitination. Lineage: Eukaryota; Viridiplantae; Streptophyta; Magnoliopsida; Ericales; Ebenaceae. Gene Ontology annotation, molecular function: cysteine-type endopeptidase activity; cysteine-type deubiquitinase activity. Bases 378 to 3794 code for a protein of 1138 amino acids. The record is from RefSeq and is a predicted model, not a curated record.
UGUGUGUGUUGGAAUAUUGUAAUUUCCCUUUCCAUGCUCUCUCACUUUUUUCUCUCUCUGUCUCUGUCUCUAAAAAUAGCCCUAAAUUCUCGAUCUGGAGGUCGGAAUUGGGAAAGCAAAAGGCAGCGAAACCCAUCCCUGUUACUGAAAUUCUUGCUUCUUCCAGUCGCAUUCUCUCUGCAAUCUGUGAGCGUGCGGAGGCGGAAAUGUGAUUUCGUGCUUCUUCAAUUCGCCGUCAUCGCCGGGUUCGGUCUCCUGCAUGCACGAUUUCUGCAGUUGCCGUUGUCGCAACCGCCGUCGUGAUCGGUGCCAGAGGAUAUAUGUGUGUGAAAUUAGGGUUUCAUUGUGGUGGAUGCAUGCUUUUGGGGCCAAAAUAAAUGCCGGUGGGAGGGGAUUUAGGGUUUCCGUACCUGGUCCUGGUGGUUUCGAUCGUUGGUCCCGUUGUAGGCUUCGUCCUCCUUCGGAAAUGGCAGCUCUCGGUGGCCAGGAGCGAGGAGAUUAAGCGGCUUUUGGUUCUUGCCUCGGAGGAGGCCGCUAGGGCUGAGCUCGAGGCUAGCGUCAACUACGUUGCAUCGGUGGAGACGAUUCCCCGUCCGUUGCUGUACCAGUGCGCCGUGUGUUAUUCUCCCACUACUACGCGCUGUUCUCGGUGCAAGGCUGUAAGAUACUGCUCCGGUAAGUGUCAAAUUAUACACUGGAGACAAGGCCACAAGGAAGAAUGCCAUCCUUUUACUGCUACUCACUUUAGCAAUGAUGAGGGAGAUGAUUCCAUAAAGGUGUUCAAACAAAAAGACAGCUUUGAGAUUGAGGGGAGGCAUUGUGCUGAACCAAUUCAAAAUUUCUCCAAGGACUCUGCAGGUGUAGAGUCAGAUUGCUCUUCUGAGGUUCUUCAUGGGAAUCACAACAUUGAACUCAAGCGUGUUGCUGAUGAGAAAGGGAUGCCUUCAAGUUCAUGUGAAAUUAAAAGGUCAGAUGGACAUCAAUCCACUAAUAUCUUACCCGAUAAACAUGAAAACAUUGUGGCACCAAAUGUUACAUCUUCAAAUUGCACUAUUUUGGUCAAUUCUGUAGAUGACCUUUCUAGUUCAGGAAAGUUAAAUCAGAUCAAACCCAAUGGUGCCAAUUGCGAUACUCAUUGUGGCUCAACAAGUUCUUCGGGUUGGAGCGCUGAUGGCUCCAAUGGGUCUUCAUUUUCUGAACCUUCUACCCCCUCCUCUGGUUUUUGGGAAGGAACCAUCAACUCCACUAGGCCCAAACUUGAUGCUGUUGAUAAUUCUGAUCAGUACGGUUCCAAUGUCACGGGAGAAACUGGCAUGAACAAUUCUCAAUCUUCUCAAAAUUCUCCCUUCAAUUCUGAUAGCAAUACUACCAAAAGAGUCAUAUCAGAUGAUGCUCAUGCAACUACUUUGGGGAUGAAGAAGCCUAUUGAUAGGGCAUUUUUAUCCGAAGGAUUAAGUGAAAGUUCUUUGAAGGGCAGGAGUUUACUAUCAUUGGGCACUGAAAAGUCUGAUAAUUUGGAUGCUUGUGCUAGCAGUGAUUCAACUCUACCUAAUUUCAGUGAACUUAGACAUUCCACAUCUAGGUCUAGUUCAAGUGCUGGAAGGCCUUCAACUAGUACCUCUACUUCAAAAAUCAGUAGCAAGCAGUCCUUGAGCCCUGGAAGAUCAAAUAGUGUCAUUAAUGACACAAGCAAUACUUCAUUGCAAGGUGCAAAACUUGAUGGGCCUUUAAUUAGUACACACGCUUCAAAAAUCAGUACUUCGCGGUCUGAAUGGCCAAAUGGGGUUAACAGCACAAGCACUACCUUGCAUUCAUUUGGAACUAAAGAGGGUGGAUCUUCAUCUUCUAAUGCUUCUGUUGCUCAUCUUCCAUCUAGCACCAGGAGACAUUCACUUCAGGGGUUUGAUAGUGAUCAUGCAGUUGCUGGUGCAUCUCAGCAUACAAGUUAUCUACAAAAUGGUAGAAAUGGCUUGAAGACAUCAAUGCAGAAAGUUGUUGACCAGCACAAAGCAUCUAAAUCACCUAGGAACUGCCAACCUGGGGUUGGAAGUGAAAUUGCUGGAAAAUACAGUAAUAAGGGUCUGUUUUCGUAUGAUCUAUUUGUCAAGCUUUACAAUUGGAACAAGAUUGAACUCCGACCAUUUGGCUUGGCAAAUUGUGGAAACAGCUGUUAUGCAAAUGCUGCGCUCCAGUGCUUGGCUAGGACACCGCCUCUAACUGCUUAUCUUCUUGAAGGGCUUCAUUCUAAAGCUUGUGCACGGAAAGAAUGGUGCUUCACCUGUGAAUUUGAAAGUUUAAUGCUGAAGGCAAAGGGUGGGACUUUAUCACUCUCUCCAGUUGCGAUGUUAUCCCAGAUUCGAAACAUUGGCAGUCAACUUGGUAAUUGGAGAGAAGAAGAUGCUCAUGAAUUUCUAAGGUAUGCUAUUGACGCAAUGCAAUCUGUUUGUCUCAAGGAAUCUGGAGUAAAUGCAAGCUCUUCGAGAGAAGAAACAACUCUUGUGGGCCUUACAUUUGGUGGCUAUCUUCGAUCAAAGAUAAAGUGCAUGAAGUGUGGAGGCAAAUCUGAGCAGCAUGAAAGGAUGAUGGAUCUCACUGUUGAAAUAGAAGGAGAUAUUGGAACUCUAGAAGAGGCUCUUCGACGGUUUACUGGCACUGAGAUUCUGGAUGGUGAAAACAAGUACAAAUGCAGCAGAUGCAGAUCCUACGAGAGAGCCAAAAAGAAGUUGAAGGUAUUGGAGGCUCCUAAUGUUCUUACUAUUGCAUUAAAGCGGUUUCAGUCUGGUAAAUUUGGAAAGCUCAAUAAGUCUAUUCGGUUCCCGGAGAUUCUGGAUUUGGCCCCAUAUAUGAGUGGGACUAGUGACAAAUCACCUAUAUACAAGCUUUAUGGGGUUGUAGUUCACUUGGAUGUCAUGAAUGCUACUUUUUCUGGUCACUAUGUAUGCUAUGCUAAGAACAUCCAGAACAAAUGGUUCAAGUUUGAUGACAGUACGGUCAAGCCGGUGGAUCUUGAAACCGUCUUAACAAAAAGGGCGUACAUACUUCUGUAUGCCAGAUGCUCUCCUCGUGCUCCAAGAUUGAUAAGGAAUUCAUUGGUACCCCGGGACUCGAGAAAACCCAAAAAUCUUCCCUCUAAAUCAAGAUCUCACUCAACAGAUCCUUGGGAUGCUUCUGCGGCUGAUUCUUUAAAUGGUCAUGCGGAGAUUGAAUGCUUGUAUCCAAAUCACAGGAGUUUCCAGCCUAUCCAGAAAAGUUUAGACGAGGACUGCUCGAGUGACAAUUCUUCGUCCAUCUUCUCUGAGGGAUGUUCCUGCAGUACCGAGAGCAGCAACAGGGAUUCUACCAGUACAGAUGACUACUUUGACCACAUUUUUGGAGAUUCAGAAAGGAAUUGGAACAGCUCAUGGAAGAUGUCAUCAGACUCCGACUUCUCUUCCUCAUCUUCCUCUUCCUCGUCCUCUCCCUUGUACUCAAGGCAUUCACCCCUUGCUGACUCAGACAGGUACUCCUCAGGAUACGCGGAGACCAGUGGCUUCCAAGCUGCUCCAAAAGCGGAAUUAGACAGAGAUGAUGGGAAUGGUUUCUGGACGGGAGCAGGCAGAAGCAGCAGUGGGGAUCCCAUCUCGACAAGAAGUAAACAGUGUAGAAAUGUAGGAAAAAGUAGCGGUAGUAGCAGUAGUGGUAGCUGUAGGGAGACUGACUCAAACAGAUUAGGAUGGUCUAACCUUCUCGGGAGCAAGAAAUCUGUUGUAUCUCUCAGAAGAUCAACGAGGGAAAGAACAGAAGCAGCAGAUUAAAGCCUUUUUAUUUAAAUGUCUUUUUUGUUUUGGAGUUGGAGAGGAUGGGGGGAAUAAUGAAGAGUUGAAAUAGAAUUAGGGGGGAGAGUUAAGAGGGGGGAUGCUGCUGUAUGUAAUUGUUGUAGUAGUGGAAGACUGGUGCCUGCCGUGCUGUUGGUUGUUAUGGGGCUUAAUUUUUUUUUUUUUUUGUCUGGAGGAAUUAGCCACCAUUUUUGCGGGACUCUCCCUCCCUUUUUAUAAAGUCAUCGUAUAAUAAAUAUAAAUAUACAUAAUGAGAAA